UGACCAAUAGUUCAAUACUGUGGUGAUUAACUAUGUAUCGGAGACUGAGUGUUGAUCAUGUGAAAAAUUUCCACUCUCGAUAUCAGUUAAUAUGGAGCAGCUAGAGCGUGAAACCGUAAAGUUUUGGAAUUAUUAUGGCGAUAUUUUAAAUGACGCCUCUUUCACGAAUAUAACGGGUAUCUAUACAGUUUGCUUGCUAAUUGGGAAUCUAAUUCACCACCUCCCGAUUUCGGAAAUUUUAUCCGGUAUACCGUACAUAGUGAUAAGGCUAGAAGACAUUGGUCAAUCCAAUUCGACGCACAAUACUCUGCUAACCAGCAUUGAAUCUGGAUGUAACACUUUUAUCGUGCAGCAUUACGUGGUAUUGGACUUUUUGAACAUCUUUCUGGAGAUACAUGACCAAGCUAACUACAGAAACCCCAACAAAUAUGUGAUACUAUUGAUGGAAGACCGUGGUUCGGAGGGAUUACUGGACUCCAUGCGAAAGCAUCCUAGCAUAUGGGAAAUCAUGAAUCUACUAAUUUUACUGCCAUCUGAUGAACGACCGUUGGUUGAACUACUAAGCCAUCGCUUUGUUGACACCAAAAAAGGUUUUGAAUGGAAUUUGGUGGAUCGUUACCACACUCAAAGGCGUUCGUUUGAAUUUGAGUCUGAGCUAUUUCCUGAUAAAACGCUCAAUUUGCGGGGAAGGCCGAUACGCUUGGCAACUUUCAAUAUUAAUCCCCAUAUUUUCCUAUCUAGCGAUGACGCUAGGAAUACGGAAAUUCGACUGGGGAAUCAAUCCUACUCAAUGGAUGGACUGCAUGGUAUUCUACUGGUGGAUUUUUGCCGAAGACGCAAUUGUACGGUUGAUCUAGUUGUCGAUUCAAAAAACAUGUGGGGUGUAAUCCAUCCGAAUCGGACGGGAAACGGAAUUAUUGGAAACUUGGUCGAACGUCGUGCAGAUAUCGGACUAGGAGCUAUUAGUAGUUGGUACCACUGCUACUCGUUUCUGACCUUCUCAUCCCCUGUUCAACGAGGUGGUGUAACCUGUCUCACUCCAAAACCAAAUCUUCUCCCACGAUGGAAAAUCGUCGCAAUGGUGUUUUUGACAUCGGUCUAUCUGAUCAUUUUUGGGACAUUCAUGUGCAGUGUAAUCAUUUAUACCAUUAUUUUCCAGUGUUCUAGGAAAAAACCUUUGGAGAAUAGCGUCGUAUGGAAUGCGUUCAACGUAUUCGCCGUAUUUCUUCUCCAAUCUACCAACAACAUCCGUAACCGUUCAGUUUCCGAAACCGUUCUAUCCGUGGCAUUACUCUUAUUUAGCUUAAACAUAGCUGCCAUUUACUCUGGGAAAUAUGCGAGUCUACGAACUAUUCCUUUGUAUGAAAAGGAAGUUAAUUCAUUGGAAGAUUUGGCUGAAAGCGGUAUACCGUGGUUACAAGCCCAUGAAGCGUGGACUUACUCAUUGCUGUUAUCGAAAAAUCCAGCGGUGAUGAAGUUGGUUUCCCACUUUAAAGUCUACCCAGCUCCCAAGUUGCACCAGAUAGCGGAUCAGGGAGGUUCGGCGUUCGCAAUGGGACGGCUUCACAACGGGCACCUGAUGCUAGGCGAUUGGAUCAAUUCGGGUAAUAUUCACAACUAUCAGCUCAUGAGAGGCGAUCUGUACUACGAACACGAAGUGGCGAUGGCAACCAAAACGUGGCCACUGAUCGAGAAGUUUAAUGAAUUGCUGCACCUGACCGCUAGUGGAUUGCUGUUGCGUGUUCAAGAGCUCCGGAUAAUGUAUCAGCAUAAUGACUAUUACGUGCAAACGGGUGCUUUGAGUUCACAUGAACGUGAACCUUAUCAACCGAAGGCCCUGGCAGUGGAGGACGUUUUUGGGGGAUUGAUUGUUCUAGGCUGUGGGUCACUUUGUGCUGGAGUGACGUUCGUGAUAGAAGUUUGGUUAUAUAAUUCUCAAAAACAAGUGUCAACUACAAAUUAAAAUCUUCAUUAGACCGUUUAUGGCAGAAUACAAGUCGGGGUUUACUAAAUUUAUGAUCAUCAUAAAGAAUUUCAGAAUAAAUAAAUAAAGAUCAUAAUAUCAAAUAAAG
This is a messenger RNA of Aedes aegypti (yellow fever mosquito), 2072 nucleotides long. RefSeq names its product glutamate receptor ionotropic, kainate 5 (gene Ir41n). Gene Ontology annotation, cellular component: membrane. Gene Ontology annotation, molecular function: ligand-gated monoatomic ion channel activity. The record is from RefSeq and is a predicted model, not a curated record. The transcript is spliced from 5 exons. NCBI's taxonomy places the organism in Eukaryota, Metazoa, Arthropoda, Insecta, Diptera, Culicidae. Bases 92 to 1963 code for a protein of 623 amino acids.